This is a messenger RNA of Spirometra erinaceieuropaei, 622 nucleotides long. The record is from the annotation of a GenBank genome assembly. Lineage: Eukaryota; Metazoa; Platyhelminthes; Cestoda; Diphyllobothriidea; Diphyllobothriidae.
AUGCUACGCCGUCCGCGGGAACCGACGCGCUCCGCAACCCUGGUCCAGUGGUGCGGACGAAUAGUAUGUGAGCUGGACUACACAAUCGUGGACGGACUCUCAGUACUGGAUGCUGGAAUGUACGAGCGUUCCUGGACCCUGGUACCCAAAGUCUGACCGCACACAGCCUUCAUCAGUACAACGUGGAUGUCUGCUGUCUGUCUGAGGUACGACUUCCUGACUCAGGUUCCCGUGAAAUAAAGAUCCUGGGAGUCGAAUCACACUUCACCCUGUACUGCAGCGGCCCCGCGAUUCCUCUGGUCGACAUGGUAUGGCGAUCGCCCUAUCACAACAAGCGGACCUCGCGCUACUUGCUUGGGAACCAGUCAAUGACCGGAUGGCCUACGUGCGACUGAAGGGUCACUUCACGAACAUCUCCAUCGUCGCUCUGUACGCACCAACUUCGGCUGCCGAGCAGCGCAAUAACGAGGCGUUUUACUCUCAGUUGCAAGCGCUAGUUGAAAGACUGCCUCGCCGCGAUCUGCUGAUUGUUGCUGGCAAUUGGAAUGAUCGAACUGGACCUCGCGACCCCACAACCGCUUUGGGCUUGGUUCCCGGUGUGAAAAUGGCGAGAGAUUGCUGA